ACCGUGCAAGAAGGGGUUGAAUUAACUUAAGCCAUAACAACAACAACCACUGCAUCACAUUCUCCAUCGCGAACGAAAGUGUGGAAUGCACUAAUUCAUUUCUAUCACAGUGGCUUCCUCAGGGUCACAACAGCAGGGAGGACUAUCACGAAGAAAACCUUCUUCUUCUUCUUCUUCGAAUCAACAAACCGGGUCGACCCGAAUCAUAUACAGAGAAUCAACCGGUCAUUCCGAAUCGGAUCUUCCGAUCUGGCAGCGUAACUGGUUCAUUGCGUUUCUGUUUGUAAUGGCGCUUGGAUUCUUCGCUCUCGCUAUUUUUCUCUUUCUCACUCUCGAUCCUGAUGUUUCUCCUUCCUCCACCGCUUCUGCUUCCGCUGCUUCCUCCGAAGGCGUCGAGGUUCAGAUUACUUAUGGUUCGGUUAUAAAGCUUAUGCAUGAGAAGACCAAAUUUAGGUUGCAUUCUCAUGAUGUGCCCUAUGGUUCUGGCAGUGGCCAGCAAUCGGUUACUGGUUUUCCUACUGUUGAUGAUGCCAACAGUUACUGGAUUGUUAGGCCUGAGCCAGGAACUUCAGCUAAACAAGGUGACACCAUUAAAAGUGGCACAAUUGUUAGAUUUCAGCACAUGAGGACAAGGAAGUGGUUGCACAGCCAUUUGCAUGCAUCCCCAAUAUCAGGCAAUCUCGAGGUCAGCUGCUUUGGUGGAGAAAAUGAUUCUGACACUGGGGACUAUUGGAGGCUUUUUAUAGAAGGAAGUGGAAAGACUUGGAAGCAGGAUCAAAAGAUUCGGCUUCAGCAUGUUGACACUUCAGGCUAUCUACAUAGUCAUGAUAAGAAAUACAGUCGGAUUGCAGGUGGACAGCAGGAGGUUUGUGGUGUUCGGGAAAAGCGCGCUGACAAUAUCUGGUUGGCAGCUGAAGGUGUCUAUCUUCCUGUUACUGAAAGCAAACAAGUUGAGUAGUAUCAAUAUUUUGUCCAAUUAGGGUCGAUUAUGUGAUUGGUUGGCUAGCAUGGGUAGUGAUAAUAGAGGCAGAUUGUUGAAGGGAAAAAUAUACGUGAGCACUCUUAGGAUGAUAUUAAUGAUAGAAAUAUUGUCAUAGGUUUCACUUUGUUAUGAAGUACUGCAGGUCCUUCUCCCUGCAGAAAUACUUGCUGCAUCUGUUAUUUUUGUUGUGCAAUGUGCUAAUGGGUAAUUUUUCAAAUAGGACUAAUAAGGAUGGUGCAUUUAGUAGUGGAACUUUAUUUUUCAGGUGAA
Messenger RNA from Vicia villosa (hairy vetch), 1252 nucleotides. RefSeq names its product stromal cell-derived factor 2-like protein. The transcript has 6 exons. The coding region runs from base 287 to 958 and encodes 223 amino acids. NCBI's taxonomy places the organism in Eukaryota, Viridiplantae, Streptophyta, Magnoliopsida, Fabales, Fabaceae. The record is from RefSeq and is a predicted model, not a curated record.